This is a messenger RNA of Seminavis robusta, 2026 nucleotides long. NCBI's taxonomy places the organism in Eukaryota, Bacillariophyta, Bacillariophyceae, Naviculales, Naviculaceae. The record is from the annotation of a GenBank genome assembly.
CGCAAGCCUUCAAACGUUAGUGUGACGUUGCAACCACGGACGCCACAAAUGCACGAGCCCAACAGCCACAAUGAUCGACGACCGAAGCGGCGCUGUUCAUUGGAGAGUAUCAUACUGGUACUGUCUACUUCGCUUGACCCAAUAGCAAACCACAUAGCUAGAAGAGUUGCCACAGUAGAGUAAAGAGAAGAAAGAUGGUGGGAAUUCGCAGCAGCAAACGCAACGGCAACAAGCUUUCGCUUCCGGACUUUGCCAAGUACAUUCCGUUGCGUUUGUCGGCAGAAGAGAGGGCCUUGCUGACCGUAAUGGAACAAACGCUGAAUGUAAGCGAGUACACGGACAAUGUGGAUGUGACAUCGGCUCGUCGAGGCAUCAAGACGCGGCGAAUUCUUGAUGGGAUUUUGGAGGUUUGCCACAUGGCCACGGGGUUGGCUGUGUCCAGCGGCAAAGAGCGCGGUCUCUUCAACAUGUGUGUAGUGGAGGACAACAAUGGAGGCAGCAAAUUGCCUUUAGCAGCACUUUCCUUUGGACGCAAGAAAAAAUCGAAAAAGGCCAAGAAAAAGAAGAAAACACGACGUGAAAAAGAGGCAGAAGAUGACGCUGGAAACAAUGACUCUUCGUGGGCGGCGCGAGAGCCACGAGACAAUGCUGUCUUGUUCCAAACCAUGUUCGAAAUCUGCCGUCGCAACAAAGUGCUCAACCCCAGCUCCAUGCGGACGACCUAUGGCAAGCUCAUGUAUCUCAUGCAGGACUCCCAAAACCCUACUGUCGCCAAGUCUCUGGGAUUCUCCCUGCACAAGGAUUUGGUCCUGGUGGGUCCUUAUUUGGAUGCGCGUGGAUGCUCAGAGUUGCUGCGAGAUGAUCGUUUGGAGGGUGCCACACAAUACAUUUCUUCCCGCAACCAUAAAACCGGAAAACAAAUAAGCCGUGAAGAAAUCGAAGAAAUGGUGGAAGAAAAGCGAGCUCUGGCCGAUGCUCUCGUCGAGGAAUACAAGAGCGACAAAAUCACCGCCGAAAACGUCCGUCGUUGCAUCGAAUCAAUUACCGAUGCCAUUUCCUACGUAGAAAGCAACGUAGCUCCAGUGCAAGCAAUGCUGAAGCAUUUGGAGGAUUAUUUUACCCCGGACGAGUUCGAGACUGGGUUCUCCCUCGAACUCAAUGGCCGACGAAGCAACUUCAGUUCUUAUUCGUCGGGUUAUUCACGCUACGGACUCUCUGCGUAUUCUUCCAGCCAAUCGGAAGGACCAAAGCUCAGUCAUAACCAUCAGACCCAAUACACCUUUGUGUGGCAGUCGCUCCAGCUUUGGUGCAAGGUCAUGCGUAACAUGCAUCGUCUUUGGGUCUGCGCCGAUGACGACUUGCUAUCUACCUCGAAUGCCUACCACCUUCACAAUACUGGCCAGGGGCUGAACCGAGUGCAAAGCUGCCCCAAGGUUCGAAAGGUCAUGUCAACACUCUUGCACAUGACGCAGCAAGAAGCUGGUCAGGCCUGGGUCGGGUUGUCGGUGAUUCAUCUCGGAGACCGUGAUGUUCCCAACGCUCUCAUUUUCAUCGACAAGUACACACAGAUCCCACGCUUUUUGAACCCUCUCGUGUCUUUCUUCCAGUCUGUGCCGGAAUUGUGCCAGGAUGAGAGAAUUGAUGCGUACAUCAAGAAACAGUUUGGUUCUCAUCGAAAACUCAUGAUGACUGUUCUCUGCGACUACUUCAAGCAUGGGUUUGACGGCAGCGGUGAUGAUGGUGGCUCUUGCAUCGAUGGACGAUUGACUUCUUCGUGGAACUGGACAUCGCGCGUAGCAAAAAAGCCGUACUACCAUGCGUUGAUGUUGUCGGGCUUUCAAGGAUUUGACGGAAACUUCAAAUGAGCAAAAUAUUACGAAUGAUUCAAUCGAAUCAAUCAAGCAAGCAAACGCCAGGAAUGAGGCAAGAAUGCAAAUAGUAAUCUGGCGGGUACCAACCGUACGUUUUCCCCCACGAGAUGUACAGAUGGAAGAAGCACAUAAAAUAGGAUACCGUUAGUUGCUGC